This is a messenger RNA of Penicillium bovifimosum, 1542 nucleotides long. Its product is annotated as cytochrome P450. The transcript is spliced from 5 exons. The record is from RefSeq and is a predicted model, not a curated record. Gene Ontology annotation, molecular function: monooxygenase activity; iron ion binding; oxidoreductase activity, acting on paired donors, with incorporation or reduction of molecular oxygen. NCBI's taxonomy places the organism in Eukaryota, Fungi, Ascomycota, Eurotiomycetes, Eurotiales, Aspergillaceae. The coding region runs from base 1 to 1542 and encodes 513 amino acids.
AUGGCAUGGUGGAAUCUUGUUGUCGCACAACCUAUUGUGGCUCUUGGCGUGGUUGUAGUGACGUACGGGCUGUGGCUCACGGUACAUCGGCUAUGGCUUUCACCAAUCGCUCAUUUCCCAGGUCCGAAACUGGCCGCCCUGACGAUGUGGUAUGAGUACUACUACGACUCAUACCUCAAAGGCCAAUACACCUUUCGAAUCGCGGAGAUGCAUAAAGAAUACGGCCCGAUCGUGAGAAUCAGCCCUUAUGAACUUCACAUCAAUGACCCAGAAUACUAUGAAGUGCUAUACUCUCGAGACAAACCACGCAAUAAAUCAUUACAUUUGACUGGCAUGUUUGGAGCCCCAGCUUCUGCGUUUGGCUCAGUCGAUCACCGUCGCCAUCGGAUUCGCCGACAACCCAUGAACCCAUUCUUUUCUCAGCAGCGGAUACGUGGAUUGGAGCCUAUGCUCCGAGGGAUGGUCGAUAAGCUGUGUACUGGCAUGCGCAAUUGGAAGGAGAGACAUACACCGUUGCAUAUAUACCAUGCAUUCAAUGCCUACACGACAGAUGUGGUUGUAGAGUACAGCAUGGGUGAAUCCUUCCACUACCUCGAUGACCCCGAUUUCACGCCGCAAUGGUCGAAGACGAUUGAGGCCAUUGUAGAAGCUGGGAUUCAGUUCAAACAGUUUCGCUGGGUUCUUGGCCUAUUUGAACUGCUUCCACGAUGGCUGGUUGUGAGCAUCAAUCCCCAUAUUGGUCCGGUAAUUGAACAGAAAAGGGAAAGUCUGCGACUGGCAAAGGCGAUUAUCGGCGGCCAAAAUAGCGCUGGGAGCUUGAUGGAUGAGAAAACUAGUGUGCCGAAAGGUACUCUGUUCCAUGCACUGCUGGACAGCAAACUUCCCGAGGAGGAGAAGACUCCUGACCGCUUGAGCCAGGAGGUUUUCACCGUUAUCUCGGCCGGUGGUGAAACGACUGCGAAGAAUCUAUCAACACUCACCUUCCAUCUCCUCAACAACCCAGAUAAGCUACAAAGACUACGAGAAGAGCUUAUUCGGUUAGACCCGGAUGGAACGGCGUCUUUGGUGGAGUACGAGAACAUGCCAUAUCUGACAUCGGUUUUCCUAGAGGGUUUGAGAAUUACCAAUGCUGUUGCAACAAGGCUCCAACGUAGCUGUCCAGACCAAGUUAUGACCUAUAAGGACUGGAUCAUUCCUCCUGGGACACCUGUUGGCAUGACGAGCUUGUUGAUGCAUCACAAUGAAGACAUCUUUCCUGACUCGCAAAGUUUCAUUCCCGAGCGAUGGGUAGACCCAGAGCAGAGGAAACACCUCGAGAAGUAUCUGGUUGCCUUUAGCAAAGGGUCAAGGCAAUGUAUCGGCAUGCCCCUCGCCCGGGCGGAGAUCCUUUUGGCGGUCGCCACAAUUUUCCGGCAAUUUGAUAUGGAGCUAUACGAGACUACAGUCGAUGACGUCCGAAUCGUGCGAGACAUGUUUAAUGGUCUCCCACGAGCAGGCAGCCACGGCGUCCGCGUUAUGAUCAAGGAUUGGAAUAAACCUUAA